AUGGAAGUCGAUCGGCAGGCAUUGUUGGAGCAAAAACGCCAAAGGCUCCAAGAGCUUAAACAAAGACGACUUCAGAAGGAGAAGGAGGAUGCAGAGAAAGCUAAGGCUAAAGAGAUUGAGGUGAAGCCUGAAGUUGUGGAACCAAAGAAUGUGAAUAGGGUGGAUUUUGCUGUUCAGGUGGGUGAAUCUGCUGAAGUAUCUUCGGUGGGUUUUCCGUCAAAACAAAGUCUGGUUAUUAGGUUCGAUAAGGCUAUACAAGUGCUGAUGGAAGAGCCAGAAGAGGACAGUGAAGAAGAGAAGGAGGUUGAAAAAGAAAAAGAGGUUGUACUACCGGAAACGCCAGAACCUCUGAAAUCUGAAUUGGUCAAUGAAGCCUUGCUGGGGCAAUUGGAGUCAAAGUUGAACUUUCCAUUCUCCAAACUACGGCUUGGAAUCAAGGACCAGAACGAGAUUAGGUCCCUGGAAGACUCUCCGUUCAUUCAAACACACUCAUUGCAUGGAUUCCUAGAUAGACCUAUUGUCGAUAUCAAGACGACACCGCAGUUUCCUGACCUAAUAUUGGUCGCUUAUGGUCUGAGCAAGACGAAACUGACCGAUUUGACAAACCCAAAGGGACUUGCCAUUAUAUUUAAUACUUCUACGGAAUCGGUGUUUCCUGAGUUCUUUCUUCACGCUACUAGCACUAUAACAACAAUUGUGUUCGAUAAGACGGACGCUUUCAGAGUCGUCGCCGGUAUGGAAAAUGGACGUUUAGCGCUUUGGGACUUGACAAACUUUAAGCCAAACCAGCUUUCUGUACUUCCUGUGCUCCAAACAUCUACAGUUGCUUCUUUUCACGAUCGAUCUAAGAAAAACUUCACAUUUCAUUCUAGUCCCAUUGUUCUGAUAGAACAACCUGACGCUAACUCUGCAAGUCCUUCUGUGGUAUCCAUAUGUUCAGAAGGAAUCAUAAACGUCUGGUCAUUGAGCAUACUAGCAUUUCCCAAAUUACCGUCCAAGGUUGUCCAUACAUCCACCGAACUGUCUAACACUUCCGUUGAUGUUACUUCGGUCCUUCUAUCAUCUCACUACAUGCUUAUUAACGAAUCGUCAUAUCAUGCUCCAGAAUUUAAGUUCCUCAACAAUACCUACUUAGGUUCAAUAAGCGGGGAUAUUUUCAAACUUAAGAAUAGCAAAGACGAAAAGCUAGUGGAUAAAACAUUUUCGACUGGGGCUCCAUGUACAGCCGUCCACUCAAUAGUUGAAUCGUCAUGGAAGCAUAAUCAGACUACUUCGACUAUCGUCAUUUCUUCGCAUAUGGACUGGUCUUUACGCAUUUGGCACCAUUCCUCUCCAAAGGCUCUUCUUGAGGUAUUCACUGAGAAGCUAAUCUCUAAGCUUCUCGUUCGGCCUGGUCAUGAAUUUCAAAUGGUUGCACUCAACUCUGUUACACCUCCCAAAGGCAGCAGCUCUCUUGAUUUUUGGGAUCUUGUUGUCAAGCGUCUGUCUCCGAUAUGCUCUGUGCCCUUACCAGAUGACUUUGGCGAUAUCCUGCUGUUGGUUCAAAGACUGGCCAAGUUAGCAUUUGGAGCAUAG
This is a messenger RNA of Candidozyma haemuli, 1575 nucleotides long. RefSeq lists its product as uncharacterized. The transcript has 2 exons. NCBI's taxonomy places the organism in Eukaryota, Fungi, Ascomycota, Pichiomycetes, Serinales, Metschnikowiaceae. The record is from RefSeq and is a predicted model, not a curated record. Gene Ontology annotation, molecular function: dynein heavy chain binding; dynein light chain binding. Bases 1 to 1575 code for a protein of 524 amino acids. Gene Ontology annotation, biological process: transport along microtubule. Gene Ontology annotation, cellular component: cytoplasmic dynein complex.